GCUGACAACUUCAGGGAGGAAAGUUUCUGGGGACCGCGCCUAGCACUGAGUGUCGCGUGUCGCGGUCUGGGCGCGCGGGGAUGGAGCGGACCCAGGAAGCGCCUGGGGGUGGCCAGACUGAGGCCAGGUCCCCAGGGGAGCCCUUGGAAAGGCCGGAAACGGAGCAGCCGCUGGUCGUCGUGGAGGCGCGGCCACCCGAGGUUCCCGACGGCCACCCGAGGGCAGAGCGUGCCGGGCGGGAGGCGGCGGACGCGGAGCUCCGGGAGCUCUUGCAGGAGAAGCCGCAGCCUCCGGCUGCGUCCGGGACCCCGCGCUUGCCGCCGCUCAGCCUGGGCUACGGCGCUUUCCGCCGCCUGGGCUCGUGCAGCCGCGAGCUGCCGCCGCCGAGCCCCACGCGGGCCGAGCAGCCCCGGGACGGUGAGGCCGAGCUGCAGCCCUGGGCGGCGUCGGGAGAGCCGGCGCCCGGCUCCUGGGCUCCGAUGGAGCUGCAGGUGGACGUGCGGGUUAAACCCGUGGGCGCGGCGGCUGCCAGCCGCUCGCCCUCGCCCGCGCCCUCCACGCGCUUCCUCACCGUGCCGGUGCCCGAGUCGCCCGCCUUCGCCCGCCGCCCCGCGCUCCCGCGCCUGCCGCACGCCCCGUCCCCGGGGUCCACGUGGGGCCGUGGAUCGCCGCUGGCCGCCACCCCCACCCUGACCGAGCGGAUCGGCGCCGCCGAGGGCAGCGCGGUUUCCCCGGACUCGCCCACCUGCCGCUGCCGCUGCCGCUGCCAGGGGCCCGGCCUUAGCGAAGAGGACGCGGGGCUGCUGCAGAGCGCGGGCGUGGACAGCAAGAGCCUGCCCCGGGCCGUCACGCUCAUCGGGCUGCCGCUGUACAUGAAGUCCCUUCGAUGGGCUCUGGUGAUCAUGGCUGUGUUCCUGGCUGUCUGCACUGUAACCAUUGUGGCACUGGCCUCCAGAGGCGGAGCCAGGUGCCAGUCAUGCCCUCAAGGCUGGUUGUGGUCUCAGGAACACUGUUAUUACCUCUCUGAAGAAGCCCAAGACUGGGAGGGCAGCCGUGCCUUCUGCUCAGCCCACCAGGCCACACUGCCUCUGCUGAACCACACCCAGGGCUUCCUGAGAAAAUACCAAAUCUCCAAAGACUCCUGGGUGGGGGCCCAACGGGGCCCUGAAGGCUGGCACUGGACUGAUGGGGUGCCCUUGCCAUCCCAACUGCUCCCAGAGGACAGCGAGGACCACCCAGACUUCGGCUGCGGGGGUUUGGAAGAAGGCAGGUUCGUGGCGCGGGACUGCAGCUCGCUCAGACCCUGGGUCUGUGCCAGGAGGGCCAGGUGACUUAGUGUCCUGUGGUGGACCUGUCUGGGGCUGUGUUCAUUGCUUUUGCUUUGGUGGCACCAACGUACCUGAAGAAAUGACUUCCAGGAGGCAGGAGUUACGAGGCUCGUGCUUUCCGAGGGCCGCACCUGGCGGAGCUGCCCAGUCCACAGCAGCAGGGGCACGUGCCAGGAAAUUCACGCUCCUGGGGACCAGAGGCAGAGGGAGUGCCCGAGCAAGGCCUGUCACUGUUGACACACCUCAACAAACCAGGCUCUACCAUCAAAAGCUCCCACAGUCCCCAAAUCCAGCACUAGGAGCUGGGGACAAGCUGGUGGGGGACAUUUCAGAUUCAAAGCAGAGUCUCCCUGUAAUGUCCCUUGAAGACUCAUGACUGUCUUUUGAGACAGGAUCUCUAUGCAGCCCUGGUUGACCUGGAACUUACUGUGUGGUCCAGGGUGGCCUCAAGUUCUCAACAACCCUCCCCAAGUACAGAGAUUGUAUGCCACCAUACCCAGACUGUGGCAAGCUCCUAAUGCAAAGUCCAUUUAGCCCAAUUUCAGGAGUUUCCAUAGUCUUAACAGCUCCAAUGUUGUUCAAAAGUCCAAAGACUUCUCUGAGAUCCCAAAUAAAAUAUUAGCUUUAAGGGGCUGGAGAGGUGGCUCUAUGGAUAAGAGCAUUGGAUUUUCUUCCUGAGGAUCUGAGUUCAAUUCCCAGCCCCCACAUGGCAUAUCUGUGACUCUAGUUCUAGGGCACCUGACGCCCUCAUACAGGCAAAACACAAAUUAUAUACUUCUAAUAUGCAAUAACAGAAUAAAAUUCUCAUUCCAAGACAGUAGGCAGGAAAGAUUAGACCAGUGCAAGACAGAUCCACCUGAGCAAAUCUUAAGCUCUGCAGCUCCAUGCCCGUCAUCAGAUGCUCUGGGAAUUUGAGGGCACCGUGACACUAUGAGACAGUUAAAUAAAAGCUUACCUUGAUUUGGGGCAAGUGACUAGUGACAACGCGGCUAGAACUGGCCAUAGAAAAGCCAGCAAUUCGAAUAGAGAAGGUGCACAGGACGGAAAGGGCUGAGUCGCCUUAUUUAUGGCUCUUAGACCCCAUAGCGCCCUUCCUUUUCCAGAUUUCUUUUUAAUGACAAAUGUAGGAGACGAACUGGAGGGUUCUUCAGUGCGUUGUGCUGCUCCUGUACCAGCUGUUCCUGUGCCUGUAAUUUUUGUGACGUCCAAGGCCAUUGUUCCUCCCACAGGUUUGUCAGCUAACCAUUUUAAAGUUAGGAAACUUUAAACUUGAGAAAGGGAGGAGCCUCCGUGCUGGCCCGUGAGGCAGUUUCCAGGUUGGGCUGAGGUGGAAAGACCUACUCUAAAUGCGACUGGCGCCGUUCCUGGGCUGGGGCCACGCUGCCCUCUCCCUCACCUCUUCCUUUAAGAUGCCUUUGUCAGAUACUUCAUUGCAGUCGCUAAUAUAUGCAACACCAUCCCUGAUAGCGCAGGGUCUUAGCCCAACCACGGAAGGCUGGGUCCGAGGUAAGGGUAAGUGAGCCACUCACCCAUUUCCCAGGCUGGCAGGAUCCCGGAGACGAUCAGACACAGCAGGAACUCAUUUAUUGUCCCAAAGCUUUUUCUAAAAAACCACAGGGGGGUGGGGCCCGCGGGACACAGCCAGCCAGUGGUUUUAAAAGUCAGCCUGUCACACACCUAGGCGCCCUACGCUUUACCUAGUGAACACAAGCUGUUCGUGCAGUGAUCACAUCUGGUUCCAUCUGGGCAACCAAUCAUCGUUUUUUGUAAACAACUCAGGACUCACCCCGCUGACUUUCCCUCAGUGCCAUUGUUGAUUUGUGUGCCCUACAGACUGCCCCUUUUUGUUUUAGACUGUGACCCACCGCAUUAUGAAGUACGGGCCUCUUGGCACCUCCACAGAGGGUCACCUCUGAUGGCACCUUUUGUCAAGGUUCACUCCAAAGGGAGAUAUCCUCAGGGGUGAGCCUGUCACAGUGUAUACGAGGGCUCAUCAGUUGGGUCUCUUGAGUCUUUGUUCGGAUUAGUCUAUCCAGCAAGGCUCAGAGACACAAAUUAAGGUUAUUAUAUAAAGAAACCUAACAGUGUGGAGAUUGCAUUAUCUAGGAGUCCGUCCCCGUGUUCUCCCAUCACAUUUGGAUAUGUCCGUUGCUGUUCGGUUGCUCCCUGGGCAUAAGUCAGUUUCCCUUAAAGCUGCCCUAUUGGGAACAUGUGAGCAGCCCAGGGAUUGGGGGUCCGAUACGUGGGGCAGAUGGCACCCCCACAGCCAUCCUUGAUGAAGAGAGGUCCAGUCUCCCAAGUCCCAAGGUCCUCGGGCCAGGUCACAGAGGUCAAAGAGGAGCAUAGGCCAUCGGGUCUGGGGACUGCCUCGUUCGUGGAGCUGUUGAGGACAUCUCCACUGGCGGCAUCCAUUGCCAUCCACAUUUUGGAGUCUUUUGGAGUCAAUGAGGGUUCUGCUGGGUGGUCACUGGGAGCGUUACAGUGGUCAGGAAGUGAGACAUCAUCUGUAAUUUUUAAAUUUUACCCCAGGGUCUGGCGCCCUUGGACAUGGUUAGGUAUCAUUGCAUUGGCCCUCAUAAUUCAGAAGACGAGCCUUGACCACCAUUGCUGCUUCCUCUCCUUGGUCAACCUGUUCUUGGUCAUCCUCCUGCAUUGUGGGAAGAGGCAGGAAUUUUAGAUUUCUGACCGGAAGCCAGAUGGGCGCUUCCUCCCCUAUGGGGAAGACACAUCCAAAUCCUCUUCCCAUUGUAAUUAACGGGUCUGGGCCCCUCCAUUGGGAUGUUAGAGGGUCUUUCUUUCCAUUUGAUCUUAACUUGGGGUUUGGAGUUUAGGUGACCCCAAUGUUUUCGGAACUUAGAUUCGGUUGAUAUUAAUAGUAAAUAAAGCCAUUCCUAGUUUUAA
This is a messenger RNA of Mesocricetus auratus (golden hamster), 4229 nucleotides long. It is a transcript of the gene Klrg2, whose product is annotated as killer cell lectin like receptor G2. Lineage: Eukaryota; Metazoa; Chordata; Mammalia; Rodentia; Cricetidae. The record is from RefSeq and is a predicted model, not a curated record. The transcript has 5 exons. Bases 81 to 1331 code for a protein of 416 amino acids.